This is a messenger RNA of Manihot esculenta (cassava), 2116 nucleotides long. RefSeq names its product 3-ketoacyl-CoA synthase 1. The record is from RefSeq and is a predicted model, not a curated record. Gene Ontology annotation, biological process: fatty acid biosynthetic process. Lineage: Eukaryota; Viridiplantae; Streptophyta; Magnoliopsida; Malpighiales; Euphorbiaceae. The coding region runs from base 294 to 1886 and encodes 530 amino acids. Gene Ontology annotation, cellular component: membrane. Gene Ontology annotation, molecular function: acyltransferase activity, transferring groups other than amino-acyl groups. The transcript has a single exon.
CUCGUAACCACUCACAAUAAAUUCAAGGCUAUUAUUCCAGCUUUCUUGCAGUUCAUAAACAUUACAAUAUCUACAGCUUCCCCAUCCUUGAGGCUUAAAUCCAUCUCUCUCUCGCCGUGUCUAUCUUACCAACCAGCGGUGAACUGUUUUUAGGCGUGUUGAGCUUUGCUUUCAAUUUAAUUAGGCGUGUUGGAAGGUGAUGUAGUUCAGCCUCUUGUGUAUAAAUUAACAAUACCCUUCUUAUUUUUUCUCUCAAACAAUACAAUACUCAGAGAGCUUCUCCACACCAAUUAAUGGAUAGUAUAGAGAUGGAUAGUGAACGAUUGACGGCCGAGAUGGCUUUUAAAGAUUCAUCCUCUGCUGUCAUUAAAAUCCGUCAGCGUUUGCCUGAUUUCUUACAGUCCGUCAGGCUCAAGUACGUAAAGUUAGGUUAUGGCUACUCAUGCAACCCUGCCAGUGUACUCGUGUUUCUCAUAAUUUUCCCUUUGUCCAUCGCCACCCUUGUUCAAAUCACUGGACUUCAACUAGACCUGGUUUACGAGUCAUGGAUGACUCGCUCCCUUCAACUCCAUGAAAUGGACCCCGCCACCAGACUUGCCGGUUUUUCUCUAUUACUCGCCCUUCUUGCAGUCUACUGGGCUAAGCGGUCGAGACCCGUCUAUCUGGUGGAUUUUGCAUGUUACAAGCCGGAAGAUGAACGGAAGAUGUCGGUGGAAUCAUUCAUGAAAAUGACUGAAGAUAGCGGCUUGUUUGACGAUGGAACUGUUCAAUUCCAGAGGCGGAUAUCGAUGCGGUCGGGUCUAGGUGACGAAACUUAUCUAUCGAGGGGAAUAACUUCUAGACCACCUAGUUUGUGCAUGGAAGAAGCCCGGAAGGAAGCGGAGUCGGUCAUAUUCGGAGCACUGGACUCGCUUUUCAGUAAAACUGGAGUUAAAGCGGAAGAAAUUGACAUCCUCAUUGUGAAUUGCAGCUUGUUUAACCCAACUCCAUCUCUUUCCUCCAUGAUAGUUAAUCACUACAAGCUUAGAACAGACAUCAAGAGUUAUAAUUUUAGUGGAAUGGGUUGCAGUGCAGGGCUUAUCUCUAUAGACCUUGCUAAAGAUCUCCUGAAAGCAAAUCCCAACACUUACGCAGUUGUGGUGAGUACAGAAAACAUAACUCUGAAUUGGUAUUUUGGAAAGGACAGGUCCAUGCUACUUCCCAACUGCAUAUUUCGCAUGGGCGGAGCUGCUGUUCUUCUCUCGAACAAGGGCCGAGACAGGGGCCGGUCUAAGUACCAACUGGUCCACACAGUUCGAACCCACAAAGGCGCUGACGACAAAAACUACCGAUGCGUUUACCAGAGAGAAGAUGAUGAAGGAAAUAUCGGGGUCUCAUUAGCCCGGGAACUAAUGGCGGUAGCUGGAGAUGCAUUGAAAACAAACAUCACUACACUGGGUCCUCUGGUAUUGCCUUUGAGCGAACAGCUGAUGUUUUUCGUAACCCUUGUAAGAAGAAAGCUCUUGAAGGCGAAAGUGAAGCCUUAUAUACCAGACUUCAAGCUUGCUUUCGAACACUUCUGUAUACACGCUGGUGGGAGGGCAGUUCUGGACGAAUUGCAGAAGAAUUUGCAGCUGAGUGAUUGGCACAUGGAGCCAUCAAGAAUGACUCUGCAUAGAUUUGGUAACACUUCCAGUAGCUCACUGUGGUAUGAACUGGCAUACGCAGAAGCCAAGGGUCGGGUCUCGGGUGGGGACAGGGUGUGGCAGAUUGCAUUCGGGUCAGGUUUCAAGUGCAACAGUGCGGUGUGGAAAGCGCUCCGGGCCAUUCCUCAAGGAGAAUCAAGGGGAAACCACCCAUGGGCUGACUCCAUCAACAGGUAUCCGGUUAAGGUUCCCGUGGCUUAGCUUUCUUCAGUUCAAUCAGGUGGCGAUAGUAUCACGGGACUUGAAUGGUAAUGUGGAUAUUUGUGGGCCUUGAUUUGUAUUAGUGCCCGCUCCAUGCAAGUUGUUAGUUAUUCACGUGACAAAAAUAUAUAUAUCAAUAUGAUUAUAGCCAAUACUCGAGAAUAAGGACACACUGACCAAUUUUUAUAUCAUAUUUAAUUUAUCUAAUAAUUAUAUUUUUUUUCAUUUCA